CAAAGCUCUGUGUUUCAUCUCAUAUGUGUGAGGAAAUCUAGACUGCAUCAUGUUUAUGGUCACACGCUUUAGAGGAAACAUAAUGAGGUUACAGCUCUAUCUUCUCAUAUGGGCUCAAACUGUAAAUGCUUUGAUGGAUAAACUAACAGAUCUUGGACAGAAUGUGAAUAUAAACUGUGAUCUAGAUGGGAAUGAGGUUUAUUGGAUUUUACUAAAACUACCAGAUCCACCAGUUAUCAUACUGCGCACCACCACACAUAAACCUUUUUACUACAAUAAAAAAUAUAAACAAAAAUAUUUUAUUCAAUCAAAGAAUCAACUGUUUAUCAAUAAUGUCACUCUUGAUGAGUUAGGAGUUUAUUACUGUAUGAACACAGACACAACAAGCAAAACAUUCAGCAAUGUCACCAGAUUACACAUCAAUGGUACAUAUCCAAUUCCAGAAAGCCAAAAUAAAACUGUGGAGUUGCAUUGUGGGCAGACUCUGACACAAUGCCAUAUAGUUAGCAUCAUUUCUGGUGUAUUUAAUGCUGUUCUGCUUAUUGUGGUUAUAGGACUAAUGAAAGUGUUUGUGUUUGGAAGUAAGACAAUCAGCAAAACCCCAAAAACUCAGGAUAACCUGCAACAACCUGAAGAUUCGGGGCAGUACGCUGAGGUGACUUUUACCACACGGUGCAAGCCCACCCAAAUCAACAGCACUUAUGCACUUGUACAGCUGCCUACAUCACAAACUUGUAACAAUAAAUAACUUCAUUUAGUUUCCUAUUGCGUUAUGAUUUACUUUGUUGUGUUCUGUAUGUUAAUGUAAUAAUGUGUUAUUAUUACAUCUCUGUGGGAACGGAUAUUUUAGAAAUAACUACGGAAGUUGUGCUUAACAUUUUCUUUUAAUAAAGAGUCAUAUGGGACAUGUAAAAAAAUGAUGACUACAUUUUUAUUUAAUAUAUUCCUAUGCUUUUAGAUAAAAAUGGCUCCUAGCUGUCACUAUAGGUCAGGAGGACCGUUUCAAAAAAUGCAUCUUUGCAUCUAAAGAGUUUAUUUUAGUUCA
Messenger RNA from Paramisgurnus dabryanus, 1045 nucleotides. RefSeq lists its product as uncharacterized. NCBI's taxonomy places the organism in Eukaryota, Metazoa, Chordata, Actinopteri, Cypriniformes, Cobitidae. The record is from RefSeq and is a predicted model, not a curated record.